Symbiodinium sp. CCMP2456 is the source of this 2049-nucleotide messenger RNA. The record is from the annotation of a GenBank genome assembly. NCBI's taxonomy places the organism in Eukaryota, Dinophyceae, Suessiales, Symbiodiniaceae.
AUGGUCCUCACACAGGAUUGGUUAAUGAAGCAUGCGCUGCCGCGCAACGAUCUCUUCCUUGCGAAGAGAGUUCUUAUGGACAGAGCAGACCUGACCGCCUGCGACCGGCAAGGCAACAGUGUGCUUGCCGUGGCCGUAGAGCAUCAGUGCUCACAAGAGAUGGUGGAGCUUCUCUUGGAGCGUGGAUGUCCGAGAUCCUCCAAGGGACCUCUCGGACCUCCCCUUUCGAUCGCAGCCCGAAGUGGCCGACUCGAGGUUGUGCGGGUGCUCUUGGACUUUGGUUGCGACCCUUGCGAGAUCGAGGCUUCUGGCAAGUUGUCCGAAGCCGCCAAGAAUUUGCUGGGAUACCUGGUUCCGCUUCCCGACCCGGUGCUCCGGAGAGGCAAAGAGGGCUCUCUGCCGCUGCGGUGCCUGCGCCGACAGUUGGCAGUGGAGACCCUCUUGCCUUUGGCAAGCUCUAUGCUGCCGUCCUUACAAGGCGGUCAGCGGAACUUGGAUGCUCAGCUGGUGCAGGUUCUCGUUUUGGCAUGCGAGCAUGCAGCUCCCCUCCCGGCAGAAGCAUUGGAAAGCCUCGUGCAAGUCUGCCGGAGUUUGCUGAUGUCCUUCGAAUCAUCCUCGAUGAACUUGGGCGUUCGCUUGGCUAGCUGCCUUUGCGAGGCCGGCAAAGAUGGAGUCGAGAAGCUGCGAAGACAUGGCAUCUUCAAAAUGCUGCCGGCCCUGGCGGCAGCACCAGAGCUACAUCAGCCGCCCAGGCCGCAGCACAUACGCCAGGCUGCGGCGAAGAUCCUAAGCCGAUGGUCGGAGGAGGUGGCGAGAUCAGAGCCUACUCCAUGCUUGGCCAGUGCCGAGCGAUGGCAGGAGCUCCAACAUUUGACACCGAGCGAACUAAUCACUCUGCAGGUGCCGCAGAAGCUUCUCCGGGAUGCGGCGUUCCGCAGUGCCAUGCCAAAGGAGCUGGCACCGAUGCUUUUGCAGGUCGUUGAAGAAGAGGAGAAAUUUUCGGUGCAUGUAUAUCGCGAACGGCAAGAUGUCAGCCUUCGCGUUCUAACAGAGCCUUUCUGGCUAUUUUGCCGGUCAGCCGCCACCAGUAUUCUACAGGGUUCUACGAAAGAUGUCGCCCAUGGUGGUGAAUACGUUGUGCAAGCAGAACCCUUAGUCACCAUGGGCAGUCUGGCGCGCUUGCUUCUGGUGGCCGGAGGCUUUCUGGCGAUGCAGGACUACCUCAAGUUCUGCAUCCGGCUUGUCGGCUGCAAAGUCUUCCAGGGCAACAGCAUGUACCACGUGGAGGGGGUUGUAGCUCUGCCUCAAGUCGGCAUCCCUGUACAUCUGCUGCGGCCAUGCUCCGGUGAGUGCCCCAAAGGUGACAACGGCUUUGCUCCUCAUGUUCUGGCCUUGGGGGAGUGGCGCUUCGAGGACCUGGAGGAGUGUAGUGGUGCAUCGAACGAUUCUAUCGAGCGGAAUGAGGACGUGCAAGGUUUGGUGAGCGACUACAAGGAAGUGCCAGCCGAGGCGAAGGUGUGGAAAACAUCGAUGCUACAAUUCGAGCCGGACGACGAGGCACUGUACUUGGAGCUCCUCCGAAUCGAGGCCAAGGCUGACGUGCGCGAGACGUUUGCAAAGCUCUGCGAGCAGUGCUGUGUGGCAGUGGUGUCGACCGAGGACAACGAAAUCGUCGAUGCCAUUGCGCAGUCCGUCGACGGCAUGCUGCUGCAUGAGGCAGCCGUUCCGCUGCUUACGCAGUUUGGCUGGCGCCGCAGAGACAUGGAGGAACAAGAUGAUGCCUCCUUCACUCUUUGGGAUCCGCCAGACGCAGCUCCUGUGCUUCCCGCAUUCUUCCACUUGUCCAUACGACCUCCUCCGCCCGAUCCGCCAGGACUGACUGACACUGUGUGGUCAGUCAUCAUAUCCUUUGAUGCAGAGCUGCCCUUCGAACUGGUCUGGCAGUCAGUGGAGCUUGAUGUGAAGAAUGCGUUCACAAGCGUCUCCAAUAAAUGGUCUGAGAUUGGUUGGCCUGGUGGAGAACAAGAGAUGCUGGAAGUUGUGCACAAG